AUGGGUCGUCUCACCACAUUCACUGCACCACAUUCAUCCCAAAUCGCCCCAACGGCUGAAUUGACUGAGGAAAUAUUCGCGACUGCAAAACCCUAUUCUGAAGUGCCUGGCCCUAGGCCCAUUCCAAUCUUAGGGAAUACUUGGCGCAUGGUCCCUGUUAUCGGGCAGUUUGACAUAUCGGAGUUCGCCAAAGUGACAAAGUUGUUCCUUGAAAAGUACGGACGGAUUGUCCGGUUGGGUGGUUUGAUUGGACGGCCGGAUUUGCUCUUUGUUUACGAUGCGGAUGAGAUUGAAAGGAUGUACCGACGUGAGGGCCCGACUCCCUUCCGACCAGCCAUGCCUUGCCUGGUGAAAUACAAGUCUGAAGUCAGAAAGGACUUCUUUGGAGAGCUGCCGGGUGUUGUUGGAGUUCACGGGGAGAAAUGGCGUAAAUUCCGCUCGAAGGUGCAACGGCCGAUCUUGCAGCCGCAAACGGUGAAGAAGUACGUCGGCCCCAUCGAGCUGGUGACCGAAGAUUUCAUCAGGUACAUGGAGAAUGCCAGGGAUGAGAACAAGGACCUACCCCACGAGUUCGACAACGAUAUCCAUCGGUGGUCGCUUGAAUGUAUCGGCCGCGUGGCAUUGGACGUGCGGCUGGGAUGUCUGUCUUCCGACGUCAGUACUAAUUCGGAACCUCAGCGUAUUAUAGAUGCGGCGAAGUUUGCUCUACGAAAUGUGGCGGUGCUAGAGCUCAAAGCGCCCUACUGGAGAUAUAUCCCUACCCCAUUAUGGGGCAAAUAUGUUAACAAUAUGAACUUCUUUGUCGAACUUUGCACCCGCUACAUAAAUGAAGCUCUCGAAAGGCUCAAGACGAAGAAGGCGACGUCAGAAGAUGAUCUCUCCUUACUUGAGAGAGUGCUGAAGAGUGAAGGAGACCCGAAGAUCGCUACCAUCAUGGCUCUUGAUCUGAUACUGGUUGGCAUAGACACGAUUUCAAUGGCUGUAUGCUCAAUCCUGUAUCAAACAGCGACGAGAUUGAAACAACAGGAGAAAAUGGCUGAGGAGAUCCAAAGAGUACUUCCCGACCCCAGCAAACCCAUAUCAUACUCUGACCUAGACAAGCUACAUUAUACUAAGGCUUUUGUGAGAGAAGUGUUCAGAAUGUAUUCUACAGUCAUCGGGAACGGUCGGACUCUCCAAGAAGAUGAUGUUAUUUGUGGAUACCACAUUCCUAAAGGCGUUCAAGUGGUGUUCCCCACGAUAGUGACUGGCAACAUGGAUCAGUUCGUGUCCGACCCUAAAGAGUUUCGACCUGAGAGAUGGUUGGAGUCUGAUGGAAGGCUGCAUCCCUUCGCCUCCUUGCCCUACGGCUUCGGAGCCAGAAUCUGUCUCGGGCGGAGAUUCGCCGAUUUGGAGAUUCAAGUGCUAUUGGCUAAGUUGCUACGUCGUUAUCGAUUAGAAUACCAUCACGAGCCCCUGGAGUAUGCUGUUACGUUCAUGUACGCACCAGACGGUCCCCUGCGCUUACGCAUGAUUGAACGAUAAAUGAAAAAUAAAAUAAAAAUUACAUUAUUGUAAGUAGUGUGGUAUAAUACUCAAGUAAUUUUGUUAUAAAAGUUUAAAGUUAUUACUGCAAACAAAGCUUAAAGUGAAUGUAGGUACCUACUUACAUAAUUAUAGUAUUUAAGUAUGGACAUGUUACAAUGUUCAUUUUAUAUAAUUGUACCUAUAAUAAGUAUAGUGACCAUCUGAUACCAUAAUAUACACGCACACAAUAGGCACGUUAAGCCGUUGGACCCGGUUACUACUUACUGAUGUAAGUGAGUAAUCGUUACAUGAGCCAUGUCAGGGGCCUUUGGCGGCUCAGUAAUAACCCUGACACCAGGUUGAUGUUCACCUCACAGCCCACACGAUUGAAGAAUGACCACAAUACGUAUAUUAUUUUAUUUUUAUGUUAGU
Molecule: messenger RNA, 1938 nt
Organism: Pectinophora gossypiella (pink bollworm)
Lineage: Eukaryota; Metazoa; Arthropoda; Insecta; Lepidoptera; Gelechiidae
Gene: Cyp301a1
Product: probable cytochrome P450 301a1, mitochondrial
Exons: 8
Coding region: 1-1524 (507 amino acids)
Molecular function (GO): heme binding; oxidoreductase activity, acting on paired donors, with incorporation or reduction of molecular oxygen; monooxygenase activity
Source: RefSeq, a predicted model, not a curated record